This is a messenger RNA of Misgurnus anguillicaudatus (oriental weatherfish), 812 nucleotides long. The record is from RefSeq and is a predicted model, not a curated record. NCBI's taxonomy places the organism in Eukaryota, Metazoa, Chordata, Actinopteri, Cypriniformes, Cobitidae.
CUUCAGUACAGUAUGGGCACAAAGACAGCAGUUUUGCUCUUCUGGCUUCAGGUUUGGGUUUUCGUGUUUGCUGAUGUUUGGAAGACAAAAGUAGAGCACGAAAUGAAGGCUUUGGUCUCAUCUUGUGUUGUGUUGCCCUGUUCAUUCCAAUACCCCGGAACAAGACAGCCCUCUGAUCGUACGAGAGGUAUUUGGCACAAAAACGACAAAUGGGAUGACUACGUCUAUUAUGAGGAUCCCACAAGAAUCGUAGAGAUUUUCAAGGGUCGCACCAGACUGGUUGGACGACUGGGUGAAUUAAACUGCUCACUGGAGAUCGAUGAAGUCAAAGGCCAUGACAACGGACCAUUUUGUUUUAGAGUUGAAUUACAGACAUCAGAAAAAGACAAAUACUCCUUUGUGGACAAUUGUGUACACAUUAAUAUGAUUGAGGAAGCCUCACAACCGGAGCUGAAUUCGGACGAGGCUGUACAGGAGGGUAAUCCUGUGAUAUUCAGAUGCUCUGUCAGGCACACUUGCCCCUCCCACCAACCCAAUCUCACCUGGAAUCACAUUGGCAAAGAGAUGAUUACCUAUAACGAUAUUGGUCAUGGAAACUGGGAAGUUGAGUCUAUUCUGACCUUCACACCCACAAAAGACGACGAUCACGCCGAUAUCACGUGUACAGUCAGUUAUCAUGGUGUCAGGGAUAAAUUUGCAGCCAGCCGUCCCAUCUUUGUGAAAGGUAUAUAGGAAGUUAUGGUCUUCUUUUUAAAUGCGAAUAUAAAUUUACAAACCCCUUCAUCAGGGGAGAUGUUUGUUCUGUGAUAAUU